Molecule: messenger RNA, 1569 nt
Organism: Oikopleura dioica
Lineage: Eukaryota; Metazoa; Chordata; Appendicularia; Copelata; Oikopleuridae
Source: the annotation of a GenBank genome assembly
AUGGGUUUCAAAAAACAUCGGCACUCGAAGGACAAGCUAUACAUCCGGUCCACCGAGUGGGAGCAUGAAUUCGGAGGUUAUAAAAAGAAGCAUGAUCCGAGGCAGUUUAAGCGAUUGCCGUACUAUUCCUGUUGCAUCUCAUUAGCACCUUUUGAUAACCCAAUGUGUGACGCUGAAGGGCGCUGCUUCGAGCUGCUCAACAUUGUUCCCUGGCUCAAGCAAUACGGAAUCAAUCCAGUCACAGGGAAGAAAAUGAAGGCUGGCGACUUGAUCAAAAUGACUUGGUUCAAAAACGCGGAGAAAAAGUACCACUGCCCUGUCCUCUUUCGUGAGUUCUCCGACAACUCUCACAUCGUCGUAAACAUGGCCACUGGAAAUGUCUAUUCCAUGGAGGCGAUUGAACAACUUUGCUUCAAGCCGAAAAACUUCAAAGAUCUGAUAAACGACAAGCCAUUUAAAAGAUCUGACAUUGUGACCGUUCAAGAUCCAGUCUAUUUAGACAAGUUUAACAUCACGAGCUUCCAUCAUCUGAAAAAUGGGCUCAAGCUCAACGAGACAGACGACAAGAAGACCGUCAGAAAAGCAAACCAAGAAACAAAAGAUGUCAUGAAAGAGCUCCGCGAAUCGAAGAUCCUCGAAGGGAAAGGAGCUGGAUUGCUCCGAGAUUCGAAGGAAAUAAAAACGCAUAAUGAUCAGUCGAAAAGAUUGGAUAAAUACAGCGCUGCACACUUCACCACUGGCAAGAUGGGCAUGUCACUGACUAGUACCUGCAUGAUGCCAAUUACAGACACGGAGCUGGCGCUAAAAGACGAUCGAGCCGUCAUAUAUCAGUUUGUCAAGAAAAAUGCAUACGUUCAAAUCAAAACGACACUAGGAGAUCUAAACAUUGAGAUUCACGCUAAACACGUGCCAAAAACUGCUGAAAACUUCAUCAAGCUCUGUCAAAAAGGCUACUACAACGGUACGAUUUUCCAUCGGAACAUCAGAAGCUUCAUCAUUCAGGGUGGAGACCCAACAGGUGUUGGCGACGGAGGAGAGUCAAUAUGGGGAGGCAAGUUCGAAGACGAGUUUAAACUCGGCCAUCUUAUGCACAACAAGAGGGGUAUUGUUUCCAUGGCAAACUCGGGUCCAAACACGAACGGGAGCCAGUUUUUCAUUACUUAUGCACAAUGUCCGCAUCUGGAUGGAAAGCAUACGGUUUUCGGCCGACUUGUUGGUGGAAAUGAUUCUUUGAGAACAAUGGAAUUGGCAAAAACGGAUAAGAAAACUGAUCGCCCAGCUGAGGAUAUAAAAAUUCUAUCGACAGAAGUCUUUGAAGAUCCUUUCCCAGAAGCAGAGAAACUUCUCCAAGCUGCGCGUGAUAAGGAUGAUGCGGAAAAAGAAGCACUUUCUGGCAAGAAACAAGUAGUUCCGAAAGAGACUCUCAAAACGUACUCUUCCGGCGUAGGCAAAUAUAUCAACAGGAACAAGUUGAAACGAGUAAAUGAGGAUACGUCAGCUGGUGGAGCGACAUCCUCGAAAAAAGCGCCGAAAAGCUCAAACAAUCUUUCUGAUUUUGGAGAUUGGUAG